AUGAAGCCACUCGACAAGGGUCCUUUCGAGGAUGUCAUGAAGAUCGAUGACCCUUGUGCCCAUUUCAUCGGCAAAGAUAACCCCGGAGUUGAAGUUGAUGAUGGCUUCUCUUUCAAGAUGAUCGUUGGAGGAAUUUGUCCGGAUGGGGCUGGUGUCAAAGUGGAAAUCCAGCAUGAGGAUGCUUUGUGCCCUGCGGAGCAACUUUAUGUCAACUGCUUAGACCUCGGUGUCGACACUCUGGAAGAAGUGGAGGUCAUCUUGCGCGGCUUGGACAACAACCCGUUCAAGCGGCUCAAGAGCCUCAUGCAGGAGAUGGGACCGAUCAUCCGCCAGUUUGGUGUUUGGCAAAGCGGCUCAGAAAUGUUCCUCAGUGCAAUCGCAUUUCUCAACAAACUCAUCAACAUUCAUGAUGAGGGAGGCAAUUUGUGCCAACUGGUCAAUGAUCUGGUCUACUUUGGAUUUCAGUAUGGAGACAUGGGCAAGGAGCUAUCCAGAGGUCUUGUGGAACUGGAGAAUCAUACAAUCAUGCAGGCGACCCAUGACGAGAACACAGUCCGGAGAAUUGCAUCCGCAAAGUCCAGUGUCUACCGAAUCAUAGCCACCAUGAGCUGGAUUCAGUCGCAGCUCUGCACUAGACUUUGGUCGCCCAACGCAGUCGACCUUGCACUGGGCACAGCGGUCUUGUCGUCAGCCGGCCAUCUUUCGAGCCCUCCUGGUCGCAGAGCCAUUCUCGGACGCAGCAAUGGUGUCACCGACCUCGACGCGGCUACUGGCUCCGGAGCAGCAGGCGACAUCCAGGGAUAUCUAGACUCUGGCGAUGGAGACCGCGAAGAGACACAACAACGUGAAAGUGAUUCUGAAGAGCAUGGUACCAAUGGCACCAAUUCAGACGAUGCCGAAAACAAUGGUCAGGCUGAGAACACUAGCGUCGACAAUCCAGAGGAUGGCAAUGAUCCGGACGGGGACCCUGCCGAGCACGUGAACGCCAAUAUUGCUGCGAGACCGACAGUCACGUUCUUCAUCAUCCGAAAUUUCAACCACGUCAGGGUGGUGAAGGCUGUCAGAAUGUAUCGCGACACGCCAAUCGGCCGUGCGCUUGAGUACUACUGCUCUAGAAAUGAGAUUCCAUACUGGUCGGUGUGGUUCAGUUUUCUAGGAGAGCCGGUGUGGCCGGUGGAGACUCCUGAUGAUAUGGGGUUGGAUGACGACGAUGAGAUCUUUGUCCACAGGUACUAG
Messenger RNA from Diaporthe amygdali, 1236 nucleotides. RefSeq lists its product as uncharacterized. The transcript has 4 exons. The record is from RefSeq and is a predicted model, not a curated record. NCBI's taxonomy places the organism in Eukaryota, Fungi, Ascomycota, Sordariomycetes, Diaporthales, Diaporthaceae. The coding region runs from base 1 to 1236 and encodes 411 amino acids.